GGGUAGGGGAGGAGAGAGACAAACAGACAGACAAAGGAAAGGAUGAAGCAGUUGCAUGUGAAGUGGUUUAGCAGUGCUCCAGUCAGCGUUCUUACCUCAUUCUCCUGAUGGUUGUUGGUACACAGCUCUCUCCAGCUGGGGCCUGGCUGGCUGCUGUGAUUAGCUGGUGACUGAUCCACAUUCAGAUCCCAUUGAGACAGACAGACGACAGGGCAGUGUCAGUGUGUGUGCGCUGGGACGAGAGUCAGCAUGAUGCAUCGGUGGGGUCUACUCAUCACUGUGUUCUACUGCCAGCUGUUCCUGGCUGCUGCUCAACACUGGAGGAAAGCCCUUUACCCAUCAGCCUUUAGAGUGAAGCGUGGCACACACUCAUUGGUCAACCCCACCUUCCAGAACUCUGUGGAAGAUGUUAACCUGCUGUUUGAGAUCCUGCUGGCAGGCCUGCAGAUUGAGGGUGAGGACAAGCCCUUCAUGAUCCCAGACAUGGAGCUGGCGUCUCUGAGGUCGGUCCAAAAGCUGGAGGUUAUCUGUGAGGACGUCCUGCCCAAGAGACUAUCCGAGAUCACACGUCUGACCUCCCACCUGUCCCAGCGCAGAGGUGCCCUGAGCAGGGAGGACUUUGAGCGCACAGUGCUGACUAUGGUGUACACUGCCCAGACUCUGGCUCAUACCACCUCCCAACACCAGAAGGCGCUGUGGGGAGACGCCCUGCUGCAGCUGUUCAGGGCCAUACAAGAAGAUCUGAUGCCCCCACCCAGGACACCUCAGCACUAGUGUUAUGGACAUGUGGACACAUUAUUUUAGAUAAUAUAAUAUACUGAUUAUUUUAUACUGUAACACAAGAGAAUUUGAAAGAUGUUUUCUAUUGUAUUCUGUUGUAUUGUAUUAUCAAAAUGACUGUUCUGAUAAUGUAAUAUGUUUGGUUAUGAUCAAAUGUUAUGAUCUAAUCAUAUUGCAAGGAGGAUGUGGGAAAAGGAGGGAUGUGAACUAUAUCUUGUUCAUGUUCUAUCUAUCGGAUUCCGCCUUGUUCCAGGACUUCAGAUGUAAUCAAACAUUUUAAAUAUUUUAUCAGUCACUCUGUCAUCAUGAUUCAUAACAGGUCUUUAUCUAAUCUUCUGUCAUAAUCUUCUCAGCUGUUUAUCACAAUCACAUAAUCUUUCCCCAGCACAGUCCUAUGGCGAAAAGGAGCUUCGUGAAAAGGUUGUCCUAUGAGGGGCAGAAAUAGUUGUAUUGACCUGUAACAUUGCUUUGGAUGAAGACAGAGGUAUCAAUUUGCUCAGCUUAUUUCUCUGUAAUUGAUAUUAUAAUAAAAUAAUGAUCAAUAUUUUUAACUGUACCAUGGUUAUGGCCAUGUUAUGAUCCAACCUAUCCUGAUGCAGUAAAAACAUAUAUUUAUGCCAAAUCA
Molecule: messenger RNA, 1405 nt
Organism: Oncorhynchus tshawytscha (Chinook salmon)
Lineage: Eukaryota; Metazoa; Chordata; Actinopteri; Salmoniformes; Salmonidae
Product: protein FAM180A-like
Exons: 3
Coding region: 250-774 (174 amino acids)
Source: RefSeq, a predicted model, not a curated record